Molecule: messenger RNA, 1313 nt
Organism: Meleagris gallopavo (turkey)
Lineage: Eukaryota; Metazoa; Chordata; Aves; Galliformes; Phasianidae
Source: RefSeq, a predicted model, not a curated record
AUGGGAGAAAGCGUGGGGGCCCUGCAGCUGCAGCACGCCCUGGGCAGCCCAGAUGAGGGGGUCCCAAAGCUGGGUAUUUUCAGCUCACUGCCAGGCAGAGCCCAACCCAGAGAGGAUGACCCAUGUGUCGUCCCCGCAGGAUACCUGCAGCACUGCCUGGCGCCCGCCGGCUACAACCCCGACAAGAAGCAGGGGCUGCCGCCGGCACCGCCAGACCCGGCCUACGCGCCCGGCCAGGAGGAGUACAGCGACCCCGAGAGCCCCCAGUCCACCUUCUCCGCCCGCUACUUCAACGGGGAGGCAGCGGUGACGGACAGCUACUCCAUGGACGCCUUCUUCAUCACCGACGGGCGGUCGCGCCGACGCGGGGAGAGCCAACGCCGCGGCAGCCACCGCCACUCCUGCCCCGAGUGCGGCAAGACCUACGCCACCUCCUCCAACCUCAGCCGGCACAAGCAGACCCACCGCAGCCUGGACAGCAAGAUGGCCAGGAAAUGCCCGACCUGCGGCAAGGCGUACGUCUCCAUGCCCGCCCUGGCCAUGCACGUCCUCACCCACAACCUCAAGCACAAGUGCGACGUCUGCGGCAAAGCCUUCAGCCGGCCCUGGCUGCUGCAGGGCCACAUGCGUUCGCACACUGGGGAGAAGCCCUUUGGUUGCUCUCACUGUGGCAAGGCCUUCGCCGACCGCUCCAACCUGCGCGCCCACAUGCAGACCCACUCCGCCUUCAAGCACUACAAGUGCAAGCAGUGCGAGAAGACCUUCGCCCUCAAGUCGUACCUCAACAAGCACUACGAGUCCGCCUGCUUCAAGGGCUCCGAACACAGCUGUGCAAUAGGGAACUAGUCCCCGUGCCCUCCCCCCCUCGCCCCCACCGCAGCUCCCCACCACCUCUACCCCUCCGCAUCCUGGUGCCAGCUGCCGCUAUGGGCUGGAGGAUGCUUCCCACAUCUCUCACCCCCUAAAUAAAAAGGAGCCCCCGGCCCCCGGGAAGGGCUGGACGCAGUCCCUGCAGCCAGGCAGGUCUCUCUGCAGGGACUGCCCCGGGAGCAUCGCCUGCACCCGGGCCAGACCUUCCCCAGCUCGCGAUGCUCACCUCUAUUUAUUUAAUUUAUUCCUAUUAUUUAUUUAGAGCUGCUGCUUCUCCUCCCAGGAACUGCCGGGGAGAAAAGACACUCACCCGGUCCAUAGCAAGGACAGGACCGUGGGGCGAAGAGCCAGGCAGGACUGACGGACCCCACGCGCCCCGCUGCCCCCCACCCACAUGGGCACAGCCCCUGGGGCAGAACCCACACCCAAACCCUCAGCCCGUU